UUUUAUUAUGACUGAAGAAGGGGAACGAAAACGACAGCGUGUGAGUCGUGCUUGUGAACAAUGCCGUCGCAAGAAGAUAAAAUGUUUAGGUUCACCACCAACAUGCAAUAACUGUAUUACACUUGGAAUACAAUGUCAUUAUCUUGAAUCGACAAAGAAGCGAGGUCCACCAAAAGGAUAUAUUGAAGCUAUCGAAGGACGAUUACAAAGGUUGGAAGCACUUUUGGGCAGUUUUACUCAAGAAGACGAUCCACGAUCUCAAGCUAUUCUGGCCGAACUCAACACACCCUUGGAAACAGCCUAUGGUGAACUUGUACGACCUCGACCACUUCACCACACUUCGCUACAAGAUCUAGACGGCGUGCCCAACUCAAUGAUGCAUAUGAAAAGUGAAACAUUAUCCGAUCAAGAUAGCAAUUCCAGCAAUUAUAAUCAAAUACGAUCUGAUCACAUGGAAAAAAACAAUACUGAAAAGUAUCAUACCGAAGGCAAUGAACAGCGAUCACCGCAACAACGACCUGAUCAACUUGAUAACUUAUCCAUUGACGACUCGGGACAGCUGAGAUACUACGGCAAAUCAUCUGGCUUUGACAUGCUCCACAGUAACAAGAACUUGAAGAAUGGAUCAAUACACUUCAAUUCCAACGAUUUGAAAUCAGCACGAGAAGGCAAAAUAGCAGUAGAUCCAUAUGAACUUCCACCAGACGAUCUUUCUCAACAUCUUUUGGACUUAUACUUCAAUACUUUUUAUCCUUGGCUUCCACUCCUUCAUAAGGAUUCAUUUUUCGAACGUCUGAACUCAAAGGACAACCCACCACCAGCACUUUUACUCAACGCUAUUUACGCUAUCACUUCCCGUUUAUCUUCUGAUUCUCGUGUGCGCUCUGAUCCUGAUAGACCUGAUACAGCUGGCGACAUCUUUUUUGAAAGGGCUCGAUUGUUGAUGGAUUUAGAAUGGGAUGGUUUCAAGGUUUAUACUAUUCAAUCAUUACUGUUGAUGAGUAGUCAUCAAAAUGGGGCAUUAAAGACGAGUCGUGGUUGGUUAUAUAGUGGCAUGGCAUUCCGAAUGGCUCAGAAUCUUGGAUUACAUCGAAAUUGUGACAAUUGGAAUCUUACUGAUGUGGAAAAGGAAGAACGAAAACGAUGCUUUUAUAGUUGUUUUGUUGUUGAUCGACUUUCUUGUGCUAUGCAUGGACGAUCACCUGUAUUGGAUGAACGCGAUUAUGACACUCCAUAUCCCCAAUAUAUAGAUAAAGAUGCCAAUGGAGAAUCAUUACAAAUCACUGAACGAUUCCAUCAAUUGGUCAAAUUAUGCGAACUCCUUGGAGAUGUGCUACGGGAUCUUUAUAUGGUACGAGGACGAAAACAGCUUUCGAUGAUGACAUGUCCUGACAGUGUGGUAUCAAAUUUAGAUCGUGGACUCAACAAAUGGAUGGCGAGACUACCUAGUACAAUGCAAUACAAACCUCCCAACACUCGAUUAGCGGAACGAAAACCAGCACCAGCUUUACAACUCUGCCAGAUGCACAUGUUAUUUUAUACCACGUUGAUUCUUCUUCAUCGACCCUUUAUUCCUGAUUCUUCGACAACGGCAGCCCCAUCUGUCUUUCCUUCAGCAUCUAUAUGUACUUUUGCAGCCAACAAGAUUCUGGAUAUUUCUGAAUCUCUAUUAGCCGACGGUGUUUUGAAAGGUGUCAACAAUUAUGCUCUUUAUUUUAUGUUUACAGCUGGGAUCAUCUUUAUUCACAAUGCUCAAUCUUCCGACAGUAUGUUUGCCUUUGAAGCCAAGAUUAGCACUAACAAAACAAUGCGUGCUAUGGACGAACUAGAAAAGACAUGGUCCACAUCGGCUCGACACUGUAACAUCCUUGGUGCAUUAGCUGGAUUGCGUGAUAUCAACUUGGAAAAUGUGGAUGAAAGUUAUUCACAAACGCAGAAAUUGGUCAAGAACGAAAUAUCCAUAGCUGUACCCAAUUCGCCAGAACCAGAACAACAUCCGGUUGAAUCAUUUUCAUCCUCCAUCGAACAAUUCAAAGAUGAUACAUCGACUCAGCAGGAAAUGAACAGUACAUUCAAGGAAGAAUUGUUUGCAGAGACAGGACAUAUCAUUUCACCAUUAUCAACACCCAAUCCAUCUGGUAGAUCAGCAACAACCAUCCGAUUGAAUCAUUUUGAUAAUGAUGACACGAUAGAUGUCUCACAACGAGUUUUUGAUCCAAAUGCCACAGCCUUUUGGGAAAUCCCGUCCUCAUUCGAUAUUCAAGAAUGGAAUUCGUACCUUACUGAUCAAGCACAAAAGAUGGAUCCUAUGAUGAUGCCACCAAUUAUCCAACCACAAGAUCCAAGUUGAAAAGGGCUUUCUCUAUCAAAUCUUUAGUAUAUAUCCACCGCAGAAUAGAAAUUAUAUUCUUGUUUUUUUCCCCUCAUAUUAUGUAUAUAUAUAUAGAAUAGAAUAACUUGAUUUCAAUAAAACCAAAAGUCAAAAG
Messenger RNA from Halteromyces radiatus, 2486 nucleotides. Its product is annotated as fungal-specific transcription factor domain-containing protein. Lineage: Eukaryota; Fungi; Mucoromycota; Mucoromycetes; Mucorales; Cunninghamellaceae. The transcript is spliced from 4 exons. The coding region runs from base 8 to 2350 and encodes 780 amino acids. Gene Ontology annotation, molecular function: zinc ion binding; DNA binding; DNA-binding transcription factor activity, RNA polymerase II-specific. The record is from RefSeq and is a predicted model, not a curated record. Gene Ontology annotation, biological process: regulation of DNA-templated transcription; DNA-templated transcription.